CAAAUUAUCAAGCCCAACCAGGCGCAGGGAAGAAUCGAGCGGUCCGGCUUUCUUUCUGCUUCGGCGAGUUCGGCAAAACCCCUACCAAAGGCCAAAAACCAAUUCCCGACCUCGAAAUCUAGCACGCAGGCACGCAGCGGCCCUCGUCCAUCUUCAGUCGCUGCCGGACGGCCAGGACGGCCAGGACGGCGCACGGUGGCUCAGGCGCUCAGCACUCGGACGGCGCACCGGCUGCUGCUGCUCUAAUUUCUCUUUGGUGGACGGUGGUAAUUGACUGCUUGGUAAAGUGAGACUUUGAGACGCUGAGAGCUGCUCUUCGGUGGUAACUGGUAAGCAGAGCUGCAGAGGCCUGAGUCCUGACUCCUGAGAACUGCUGCCUAAGUCCUAAGUGCUUAAGAGGCUUGCAGAACAGAGGUCAUCCGAAAUGGGGAUUUUUGAACCAUUUAGAGCCAUUGGAUAUAUAACAAACAAUGUUCCCUUCUCCGUACAAAGACUAGGCACCGAGACCUUCGUCACCGUUAGCAUCGGCAAAUCUUUCCAGAUUUACAACUGCGCUAAGCUCAGUUUGGUUCUAGUGGGCCCCCAAUUACCAAAGAAGAUACGAGCUCUUGCCUCCUACCGAGACUACACAUUCGCUGCCUAUGGAAAUGAUAUUGCAGUGGUCAAACGUGCUCAUCAGGUGGCUACUUGGAGCAGGCACAGUGCCAAGGUUAACCAUUUGCUGCUUUUUGGCGACCACAUCUUAAGUGUCGAUGUUGAAGGCAAUAUCUUGACAUGGAACUUUAAGGGAAUAAAUGAGAACCUUGCUCCAGCUGGACAUUUAUUGCUAGAAGGCAAAAUCACGCCUAGCUGCAUAAUGCAUCCAGAUACUUAUUUAAACAAGGUCAUUAUUGGAACUCAAGAAGGAACUCUGCAACUUUGGAACAUUAGCACAAAUAAAAAACUGUACGAGUUCAGUAGGUGGGGAUCUUCUAUAAAUUGCUGUAUUUCAUCUCCAGCACUAGAUGUUGUUGCUGUAGGAUGUGCUGAUGGGAAAAUUCAUAUUCAUAAUCUUCGUUAUGAUGAAGAAAUAGUUACAUUUACCCAUUCUUCCCGGGGUUCUGUUACUGCAUUAUCUUUUAGUACUGAUGGGCAGCCCCUUUUAGCAUCUGGAAGCUCAUCUGGUGUGAUCAGCAUAUGGAACCUUGAGAAGAGAAGGUUGCAUUAUGUCAUUAGAGAGGCCCACGAUUCCACUGUAGUCUCACUUCAUUUCUUUGCUAAUGAGCCUGUGCUUAUGAGCUCAUCUUCUGACAACUCAAUAAAAAUGUGGAUUUUUGACACAACUGAUGGUGACCCCCGUUUACUACGAUUCAGAAGUGGUCACAGUGCCCCCCCUUUAUGUAUCAAGUACUAUGCCAAUGGGAGACACAUUCUAUCUGCCGGUCAAGAUCGUGCCUUCCGCCUCUUCUCCGUUAUUCAGGACCAGCAGAGUAGAGAGCUUUCUCAACGACAUGUGGCUAAAAGAGCAAAAAAGUUCAAAUUGAAGGAAGAAGAGAUAAAGUUAAAGCCUGUUAUUGCAUUUGACGUUGCUGAAAUUAGGGAACGCGAUUGGUGCAAUGUUGUUACGUGUCACAUGGACACCACUCAAGCAUAUGUCUGGAGGCUUCAAAAUUUCGUUCUUGGCGAGCAUAUCCUUCGUCCAUGUCCAGAAAAUCCAACACCGGUCAAAUCGUGCACAAUAAGUGCAUGUGGCAAUUUUGCAGUUUUAGGGACAUUGGGCGGUUGGAUCGAGCGGUUUAACCUUCAAUCUGGAAUCAGCCGUGGCAGUUACAGUGACUACAAUUCACAAGAAAGAAAUGGAUAUGCCCAUGAUGGAGAGGUGAUCGGCAUAGCUUGUGAUUCUACAAAUACCCUCAUGAUAAGCGCGGGAUAUCAGGGUGAUGUCAAAAUCUGGGACUUUAAAGGAAGGGGGUUGAAGUCUAGACUAGACAUAGGUUGCUCUCUUAUUAAGAUCAUUUACCAUCGAUCUAACGGUCUUUUGGCAACUGUGGCGGAUGACAUGGUGAUCCGUUUGUAUGAUGCUAUUGCAUUGAGGAUGGUUCGAAAAUUUGUGGGCCAUGCGGAUCGCAUUACAGAUGUAUGCUUCAGCGAGGACGGUAAAUUGCUAUUGACAUCUAGCAUGGAUGGGACACUUAGAAUUUGGGAUGUUAUCCUAGCUAGACAGAUUGAUGCCAUACAAGUUGAUAUAGCGAUAACUGCGUUAUCUCUAUCUCCUAACAUGGAUGUCCUAGCCACCACUCAUGCUGAUCAAAAUGGCGUAUAUCUAUGGGUCAACCAAGCCAUGUUCUCUGGAGCUUCUAGUUUUGAAUCUUAUGGAAGUGGAAAAGAAGUUGUGCAUGUUAAGAUGCCCUCAAUUUCCUCCGUCGAAGAAGAAGCUUGUCAAAAUAAUGAUGGGAAGGACACUGUAAUAAAGACUCAAGAGAAGUUUCUCGAAUCUUCUCACUUUGUGACUUCUGACCAGCAAAUUCCAGAUCUAGUAACACUAUCACUAUUGCCGAAGAGUCAGUGGCAAAGUUUGAUCAAUUUAGACAUCAUAAAGGAGCGAAACAAACCGAUUGAGCCUCCAAAGAAACCAGAGAAGGCUCCGUUUUUCUUACCCUCAAUUCCGUCUUUCUCUGGUGAGAUUUUAUUUAAACCUAAUGAAGAAGUUGCCAAGGAGAAGGUUUCACAAGAUGGUGAACAGGAGGAGAUCCACAGAAAAACUAAUCUUCCGGUCUCUCAGUUCUUGCACGUUCUUCAGUCAUCCGCAGAGAGUCAAAAUUUUACAGCAUUCACUGAUUAUAUUAAAAGUUUGUCUGCUUCAAUGCUGGACAUGGAAAUGCGAGUGCUUCAACUUAUUGAUGAUGAGGAGGAUGUUGUGAUGGAAAGACAAGAAUUGUACUUCAUUGAAUUGCUGCUGGAUUAUUUUAUACAUGAGAUUUCAUGCAUGAGCAACUUUGAGUUCAUACAGGCUCUUAUUAGAUUGUUUUUAAAGAUCCACGGUGAAGUAAUACGUUGCAAGCCACAGUUGAGGGAAAAGGCGCAGAAACUUCUAGAAAUCCAGUCAAGCGUUUGGCGAAGAGUUGACAAGUUAUUCCAGAGUAGCAGAUGUAUGGUCGCAUUCCUUAGCAAUUCCCAAUUUUGACUAUUUAGCUUGAUUCUCCUUUUGUUUGAUUGUUUGAGUACCCCCUCCCCCGGAAAUGUUUGAGGAACCUUUGGAAAUGUGCAUCGGUUUUGGAAGAACGAGCCUGCAUUAAUUAAGUUAAAAGGCCAUGAUAGCAAGGAGACUUAUUUUUCUUCAAAGGCAUGACUUGCACUGAGAUCACACUUUAUUGUCAUUAGGCAUGGCAUAAGAGCAAGCUGCUGGUUUUGCCUGUGCACCAUUGUGCAUGUUUUAAACUAUUUAGUAUUUAUUGGGCACAAACUGGAGAUGGUCAAGUGGCUGGUCUUUUUUUGGGUGAACGGUUAGAUAUAUGUUUGUUAUCAAAUACACAUACACAGGGUAUACCCCAGAUCAGCACUAAACCAUCAACACAAACUGUGUUAGCAAUUUGCUUCCCACAGAAGCACAGACAAAAAAUCAACUACAUAAACCAAGUGCUGUUAUAUAGGUAAGUGAUAGUGUGUUAUUCGCACGCCAUUUAUCGAAUAUUUAGCAUUGAAAAGUACCAUUCUAUUAUUGUAUACAAAGAUUUCUUUUACUAUAUACAAAGAUGAAAUAACG
Messenger RNA from Cuscuta europaea, 3742 nucleotides. Lineage: Eukaryota; Viridiplantae; Streptophyta; Magnoliopsida; Solanales; Convolvulaceae. The record is from the annotation of a GenBank genome assembly.